AAAUACCAUGGUCAAAUAAUUCCCUUCAUUCGAAAGGUUGGCAUCGCCACGGUACAGCACUUGUGUCUGUGGGUCUGGAAUCGCGAUAACCUCCCCCCCCGGCUUAUGCAGAAACGGUAUCUGACUGGUCCAGUGUACCUUACAACACAUGAUCUAUUUCACAUAUACUUCUACCAAUGAAACCGCGAUACUAUCUUGCUUGAUUGGGGGUUGGGCAUAAGUUUUCCUCCCGCUCAUCGCCCAACCCCCAAGUUUGCAGAGCAGUCUUUUUUUCACCGAGCUUGAAUUUGUGCCCUCUCCCAUCACCACCACACCAAGUAUCUUGGCGACAAUAGGUACUUGGAAAAGCAGCACAACCCACCAGUAUCCGCAAUGUCUUUUACCAAUUUCCACCGGAGGCGCGACAAAGGCGGCCCUCAGGCCGAACGGAAGCACCACUUCGGAUUUCGCAAAUCUUUCCAUAAGUUCAUGGGAUGGACUAAUUCUGAACCGACUGAACACUCCCCCUGCAACUCGGUUGCCCCCAGCAGCCUAUCUGAGGAGUACACGGCCGUCAGUGAAGACAUCACUAUCACAAGCACGCCUGAAACUCUAUGGGACCGCGCAUAUGACGCGCUUCGAUCAUCCAACGAUGCCGCCAAAUCUGGCUUGAUUGCCGAAUACGAAGGACGAGUUCUUCAAGCGUUCGCGCCCAAAAUGUCAGGAAGUACGGUUGAGCCAGCGGAAGCGCAUUCGAAAUCACUCCUGGGCCAGACACCCACGUUCAAGGCAGUACUCGACCGGGCCAUCGAGGACGCAUUAACGCAGGCCCAACAGAAAAGCUUGGCAAGAUCAUCAGUCGACAAGGCUGGCAAGUUGAUGCUGGCGCUUCAGAACUUCAUCAGCGAGGCUGUCAAGGCCUCCCCGGAGGCUUCCCUGGCGUGGGCUGGCGUGUGCCUUGUUCUGCCCCUCCUCACCCAACCUGCCAUUGCCGACGAAGCCCAGAGGAAUGGUUUCUCAUACGUCACAUCCUGCAUCGCCUUCUGGACUACGCUUGAGCGUCAGCUUGCCAACACCAUGAUCUGGACUGAGAGUGUUCAAGAUGAAUUCAUCACUCUUUAUCAGCACUUGCUCGAGUUCCAGGUCCGCACUGUUCUCCGAUAUUACCAGGGUGGUUUUGCACGCUUCGUCCAAGAUGUUUCAUCCAACGUAUGGGAUCAACUGAUUACCGCUAUCAAGGAUCAAGAGCGCCUUCUCCAUCAGGACCUACAGCAAUACCACAAUGUGCACCAGACACUCACUUCCGACCUUCUCAAGCAAAACAGUGACAAAUACUUGGAGUCCAACGCCAAGGUCCUCCAAGCUCUGCAAGACGUUCAGCAUCUUGUUCGCAAGGACACUGAGGAUAAGCUCGAGGAAAAAGAGAAGAAGUGCCUACGCCUUUUCCGUCUUACAAACAGCCAGAGAGAUGUCACCUAUGAAUGGUACAAAAGUCGUGUCGAAGAACGGGUCCAAGGAACUUGUGUCUGGGCCGUCGAGCACGAGAAUUUCCAAGACUGGCUGGAGCGUAAAUCAGGCCCACUUUUGAUCACAGCAGACCCGGGAUGCGGGAAGUCCGUCUUGUCCAAAUACUUGAUUGACCAGUAUCUGCCACAACGGUGCCCGACUGCAACUGUUUGUUACUUCUUUUUCAAGGAUGGGGACCAAAGCACAGUCAAGCAGGCCCUUUGUGCUCUUCUGCAUCAGCUUUUUGGCCAAAAGCCAGAAUUGAUCAAGCAUGCUCUCGAAGAACAUGUUCGCAAUGGAGACGGCCUAAUCGGAACGACAUCCUCAUUAUGGCGGGUCUUCAAGGACGCAACGCAAGAUGAAAGAGCGGGCACCAUCAUCAUAUUGCUUGAUGCUCUUGAUGAAUGCGAGCCCGACGAGUUCAAACUGUUGGUACACAACCUCAUUCAAGCGGGAGAAAACCCUGUCAAGUUUCUCCUUACAUCUCGCCCGUAUGGGGAUGUGAUUUCCUCUUUCAAGUAUGGUGACAUGCUGCAACGAUUUCCGCGCGUUCUGAUCCCGGGUGAAAAGGAAGACCAAUCAGACCAAAUCAGCACUGAGAUCAAUCAUGUUAUUCAAGUUCGCGUCGAGCAAUUCGUACACAAGUAUGGACUCAAAAAUCAACUCAGGGAUACCCUUUGGGCGGAACUUAACAAGACAAAGCAUCGAACCUAUCUCUGGGUUUAUCUUGUCUUUGACCAUUUGGAGACCCUCGUCACAAGUGAUGCUCUGAAGCGGACGCCUCAAGGAUUUAAGACUGCCAUGGAGAAACUUCCUCGGACAGUCGAGGAUGCAUAUGAACGGAUUCUCAAUCGGGCCCGGGGUGUCCUACGUACAAUAUUGCGACGAGUGUUGUGUGUCAUGCUCGCUGCCCAACGCCCUCUGACUCUCUCCGAGAUGCAGAUUGUCGUCAACAUGGAGCCUCACAUAAAAUCUGUCAAAGAACUAGACCUGGAAGAUGAGGAAGAUUUUUCAAAACGUCUGAGAACAAUAUGUGGACUAUUUGUCUCGAUUCACCAGCGCAAAGUGUACUUCCUGCAUCAAACUGCGAGAGAGUUCUUGCACGCCAAAACGGAACUCUCCACAGCGCCAGAGUCAUGGCGCGCCUCGAUCAGGGAGAACCAGGCCCAUGGGGAACUUGCCCGAAUUUGCGUGCAAACUUUCCAUGUUGCUGUGGUUUUGGGGUGCACUGGCCUCGUCCAACACCUUCUGCGUGAAAUUAGAGCUGAAGAAAUCAAUACGGGCUACAACGCAUUGGAGACAACACCUUUAGCUCUCGCCGCCAGACACGGACACCGCAAUGUUAUGCAGCUUUUGAUAGCAGCGGGCGCGAGAGUGGAUGUUGGUUGGGAUGGACGAACUCCACUAUAUGAAGCAGUGGAUGCUAAGCAUUCCGAGUGUGUUGCCAUAUUACUCAACUACGGGGCCUCUGUUGAUUUUUUGGAUGCAGACUACGGGCGAACCUUGCUACACGUUGCGGUGGGACGCAGAAACGCCGAGAUUGGGAAGAUGUUAGCUGACAGGGGUAUGGAUGUCAAUGCCAUCGACUUUGCCGGUAAUACCGCUCUGAUGGAGUACAUGCAUGUCUGGGAGUGGGAGAACGAUGGCAUCGAAUUCGCCACGGUGCUGAUUGAGAAAGGAGCUCGUCUCGAUAUGGCUAAUAAAUACGGAGAAACCGCUCUCAUGCAAGCGGUCAGUACGAGAAGGUGGGCUUUGGCUAAGCUCCUCAUUGAGAAAGGUGCGGAUCCCAACCUACAAGAUGGCCAGGGCGAGUCAGCCCUUCACAUGAUCUUGUACUACAAUGAAGAUGAGGUUGCAGCGGUAUCCCUAGCAAAGACGCUGAUUGAUAAAUGCCUUCACUUGGAUGCACAAAAUUAUGACGGAAAAACGCCCCUACAUAAUGCCGCUGAGAAGGGGCUUGUUAAGCUAGUAAGGCUGCUACUUGAGAGCGGUGCGGAUACUGAGGCUACGGACCACCAGGGCAACAGGCCUCUCUUCCUUGCGGUCAUGUCACUCAAUCCCCAAGCUGUCGAAAUGCUUCUCAAGUUUGGUGCUAAGGUGGAAGACGCCGGGGGAAGCCAUUCCAUCCUGGAAAAGGCCACGGAACUCGUUGAGGAUAACACAUACGCCGCGAAUAGUAUCAUAAGCGAGUAUGAAAGCUUCAAGCAACGAACCUCACGCUUCAUAACCGGACCAAAUGACUGGACUCGAAUAACGGAAGACACUCUCAACAUGACACGCUUGAUAGACGGCUGGAACUCUGAACGAGCUAAGCGGAGUUUGGCAACAUACCAGAUGCUGCGCCGAGCGGUUGCUCAUACGAGCAUCGACAAGCUAGAUGAACAUGAAGCUGGAAGGUUGCUACAGAAUAUGGAUCAGUUGCUGGAGGAUGCUAAGCCGAUGUUGAAGGUAAAUCUACCACUCGCAUAUGGCUGUCGUCGUCCCAUGCGGUAGCGAGUUGUGGUUCCUUACCAGGUAGGUGCUUGGGAAAGAUGAUUCUGGACUUUUCGCAAUGGCAUUUCUUUUGUUUGAAUAUACUGUUCCCCGUCUCUUUUCCGUGAAGGCCUCAAAUUACGCACAACUUAUUUGGUUUCAUAAGGAUGUAAACCGAAGAAAGUACUUGGUCUUCAACAUUUGCAGUUAGGAAGUUAGAGGUGCGUGGAGUGCAGCUCUCGGCUCACACAAUGUCAAGCAAGCCUUUGUCCCCG
Neurospora crassa OR74A is the source of this 4232-nucleotide messenger RNA. RefSeq lists its product as hypothetical. The transcript is spliced from 3 exons. The coding region runs from base 373 to 3978 and encodes 1201 amino acids. The record is from RefSeq and is a predicted model, not a curated record. Lineage: Eukaryota; Fungi; Ascomycota; Sordariomycetes; Sordariales; Sordariaceae. Gene Ontology annotation, molecular function: protein binding.